AUGAAGCUCAUCCUCGUCUUCGUUGCACUCGUUGCCUUUGCAGCCGCCAGGCAAUAUGAGACAGACUAUCCGGAGUACCCAAAGUCUUAUGACUACGUGUAAGUAAAUUGUCAUUCACGAGCUAGUUCUUGUCAUUAUUUUCUUUCAGCGCAGAAUACAACUCUCAGCAUCCUUACUACAAACUUGGUCGCAAGAUCCAGUACAAACCUCGGCGCAACUCUUGGGAAUCGGAUUCGGAUGAGUCGUCCGACUCGUGGGACGCUGAUUCAAGCUCCGGAUCGGACAGCAGCGACAACGACUGGCUGUUCAGAAACUUCCAAUCUGCGUACGGAGACACUGCCCCAGACACUUAUGGAUCCGCCGCUGCCCCGGCUGGUUCCAGAUAA
Molecule: messenger RNA, 386 nt
Organism: Caenorhabditis sp. 36 PRJEB53466
Lineage: Eukaryota; Metazoa; Nematoda; Chromadorea; Rhabditida; Rhabditidae
Source: the annotation of a GenBank genome assembly